AUGGCAGGACAAACAGCCCCUUCAGACUGUUCUCAUCUCAUUGACCACAGCCACAUCCCUGAGUUUGAGGUGUCUCUUUGGAUCAAGAUCACUUUGGCCUCAGUGUAUGUCUGCAUCUUUGCUGCGGGCAUCUUGGGCAACAGCAUCACCAUCAAGGCCACCAGGAUCCUGCAGAAGAAAGGCUACCUGCAGAAGGAGGUCACGGACCACAUGGUGAGCCUGGCCUGCUCUGACCUGCUGGUCAUCCUGCUGGGCAUGCCCGUGGAGUUCUUCAGUGCCAUCUGGAGCCCCUUUUCCACCCCCAAUGGCAACAUGGCUUGCAAGCUCUACUACUUCCUCUUUGAAGCCUGCAGUUAUGCCACUGUGCUGCAUGUGGCCACCCUCAGCUUUGAGAGGUACGUGGCUAUCUGCCACCCCUUCAAGUUCAAGGCAGUCUCUGGACCCCGCACGGUGAAGCUGCUCAUCGCCUUUGUGUGGGGGACAUCUGUCAUAGUGGCUCUGCCCCUGCUCUUUGCCAUGGGCACAGAAUAUCCCCUGGAAACCAUUGAGGGCUACAAAGGUACGACUGCCUGCGUCAAGCCUAUGUCCAGGCACCACCUCCCUGAGCUGAAGCACAAUAUGACUAUCUGUACCAACCUCUCCACCAAGUGGUCUGUCUUUCAGGCCAGCAUCUUCAGUGCCUUCGCUGUGUACAUCAUAGUGCUGGGAUCUGUCACCUUCAUGUGCCACAGCAUGAUGAAAACCCUGAUGAUCCACAAGGAAGGAACUGUGGCAGUGAAGGGUGAACACCAGGCGCAAUACCUAAGAAAAAGUGAGAGCUCAGAGGGCAAGAGCUCCAGGAGACAGAUCAUUUUAUUCCUGGGACUGAUUGUUGCGACUCUGGCAAUAUGCUGGAUGCCAAACCAGGUUAGAAGGAUCAUGGCUGCUGCUAAACCAAAGCAGGACUGGACUAUCCUCUACUUCAGAGUGUAUAUCACUCUUCUUCCCAUCGCUGACCUCUUCUUCUACCUCAGCUCGGUGGUGAACCCCCUCCUGUACAACGUCUCUUCUCAGCAGUUCCGCAGUGUGUUUCUGCAGGUCCUCCGCUGCCGCCUGACAAUAGAGCACGCCAACAAGGAGAAGUUUCUCAGAGCCAACCUGAGCUCCAAAGCAAGGAGCAGCCGGUCUCUACGUCCACUGCUCUUCACUUCGUCUAGGCACAAUUCUUCUACAAGGGGCAAUAACAAGGUUUACUUAAGUACUUUCCAGAAUGAGACCAAGCCUGACUGCAGCCCACAGAAACCGAGUCUUGAACCACCGGAGCCCAGCCUGCAAGUAGCGCCACCGGAGACUAGCUCAGAGCCCAGUCCAGAUGCACAAAAUGGCCUUUGUGAACAUCAAGCAUGACUUCAUAAGGCAAAGUUAAUGAUUAGCAAUG
Messenger RNA from Gavia stellata (red-throated loon), 1417 nucleotides. RefSeq names its product G protein-coupled receptor 39 (gene GPR39). The transcript is spliced from 2 exons. Gene Ontology annotation, cellular component: membrane. Gene Ontology annotation, molecular function: G protein-coupled receptor activity. Gene Ontology annotation, biological process: G protein-coupled receptor signaling pathway. Bases 1 to 1386 code for a protein of 461 amino acids. The record is from RefSeq and is a predicted model, not a curated record. NCBI's taxonomy places the organism in Eukaryota, Metazoa, Chordata, Aves, Gaviiformes, Gaviidae.